AUGUGGUUCAUACUGAUCGUUUCGAAAUUUUUUAUUACUGCCAUUGUUGCUAAAUAUGCUGUUGGUCAAAACUUGAUCAAAUUUAAUGAGAAAACUUUAAAUAAGUUACGAUUAACACCAUCACGUCUCUCAACAUCGGUGUCUUACAUUGAUUUAGAGUUAUUAAAUGAAUAUCAAUGUGCUAUUGAAUGUAUCAAAGAUCAAUCAAUAUGUACAGGUUUCAAUUAUGUUGCGAUCAAUAAAACAUGUUCUUUAUAUGACGAUUUAACUAAAGUUCUUGAUAAAGAUAUAAUUGCUGCACGGAAACAAGUUGAACAGAAUGUUUGUGACAGAGUGAAAUGCAAACCGGGUGCUAUUUGCAUUGGUUAUAAUCAUGAGAAAAAAGAAAUAGCAACUUGCGUAUGCUUAAAUGGACAAUUGACACCUGAUGAUUGUGAUAAAAUAGAAACUGGUAUAUGGACUGGUUAUAAUGAUUGGUCUAUAUGUAGUGUAACAUGUGGUGAAGGCUACCACUUUCGUAAACGCGAAUGUUUAUCAUCUAAAGAUAUAACUCAAAAAAUACCAACCGAUAAUUGUAUUGGUACUGACAUAGAAAUACAACCCUGCAAUAUAAAGACUUGUCCAGUCUAUGGCCCAUGGACACCAUGGACACCAUGUUCAAAAUUCUGUGGUAUUGGUAAUAAGGAACGUAGUCGCUCAUGCAUCCCAGCUAAUUCAAACUGUGGAAAUUAUACACAUGAACAAAGAGCUUGUGGUGUAGCAAAUUGUCAACGUGUUGCUGGUAUUAAAGAAACUGAACCAGAAAAAUAUUCAUUGAAAGGAUACUUAGCCAUUCGUGAGGGUGAUAUUUUAUGUGUACCACAGAACAGUACUGAAAUGGCGAAGCACAUGGCUGAUUUAGUUUGCAAAUCAAUCGGUCUUCCACGUGGUGCAGAGUACGCAAUUUUAAAUCCUAUUCUACGUAAUUCUACCUGUUAUCCGGGUAUAUUAUGUAAUGGAAAAGAAACUGAUUUGUAUCAGUGUAAAUAUGAUCCAACACAAACCUCCCAUAAUCUUAGUAAACUAGUUGCUAUUGUUGCCAGAUGUAUUGUCGAUGGUGGUUUUUCACCAUGGACCGAUUGGACACCAUGUACAAAGUCUUGUGGUAUUGGCGAGACAACACGUUAUCGAACUUGCACUAAUCCAGCUGCAUCAAUACCUGAGCUUGAAACUAUGAUUGGUAAUGUUUCACUAGCCGGAAGGAAUUGCACUGGUGAAUAUACACAAGUAAAAACUUGUAAUGAACAGAUAUGCUAA
Rotaria socialis is the source of this 1296-nucleotide messenger RNA. NCBI's taxonomy places the organism in Eukaryota, Metazoa, Rotifera, Eurotatoria, Philodinida, Philodinidae. The record is from the annotation of a GenBank genome assembly.